This is a messenger RNA of Trifolium pratense (red clover), 5312 nucleotides long. RefSeq lists its product as uncharacterized. The coding region runs from base 1 to 5163 and encodes 1720 amino acids. Gene Ontology annotation, molecular function: ATP binding; DNA helicase activity. Gene Ontology annotation, biological process: DNA repair; telomere maintenance. The transcript is spliced from 14 exons. The record is from RefSeq and is a predicted model, not a curated record. Lineage: Eukaryota; Viridiplantae; Streptophyta; Magnoliopsida; Fabales; Fabaceae.
AUGGAUAUUUCUCAAGCCAAAAUAGCCAGAUUUAAUAGAAAACAAAGGUUACGUAAUUCGUCAAGCAAAAAUAAUGGAUCAUCUUCAGAAAAUGUUGAACCAAAUGGAUGUGAAAGCUCUUGCAAAUUUACACCCUAUGUUUCAGAAAAUGUCAGUCCAAUGGAUACCAAAUCGAAAUCCAACUAUAUAGCGUCCGGAGAAGUGUUUAAGAGAAAGGCAAAUAGGACUCCUUUAUCACCUUUGACUCAAGAUAGCGUAUUGACUACAAACAUCGAAAGUGAUGUGAACCAUGACAUUCCAGCAAAAAGAAUUAGAAUUCCAAAUCCUAAAUAUUUUUCUCCACUCUCAUGUGUAGUUAACUCUUCAAAUGAGUUCAGUUCUAAAUCGUCUACAAAUACACAACAAGGAAGAAAAUCAGCUCAUUCCAAAGUUAUUGAUCCUACAUUAUCAAGAUCAAAUAACCAUGCUUCAAAAAGGUUUCGAAUGCAUAAUAAAUACAUUGGUGUUCAAAGAAUAGAUUUUGAGGAUGAAACCAAUGGUUCUUCUAAUGUGGAAAAUGACAUUGAUAAAUGUAGAUCCACUUUGUAUGCAAAUUCUGAAAUUGAAGGAUUUAUUAACUUUGGCAUGCCUGAAUUUACAUGCAAGUGGUGUCAUGCUGAAUUAUGGUUUGAGGAACGAGCGGAAAAAUCAAGGGCUGGUCCUGAUAUAGGAUUCUCAAUUUGCUGUGGAAAAGGAAAAGUUCAACUUCCUCUUCUUAAAAAACCUCCUGAUCUAUUGUUAGCUUUGAUCAAUGGUCGUGAUCGACGUAGUAAGAACUUUAAGGAUAACUAUAGAGCUUACAACAGUAUGUUUGCAUUCACUUCAUUGGGUGGUCAAAUAAAUCAGAACAUUAACAAUGGUGGUGGACCUCCUCAGUUCAUAUUAAGUGGCCAGAAUUAUCAUAGAAUUGGAUCUUUAUUGCCAGAACAAGGAACUACUCCUAAGUUCGCACAAUUAUACAUCUAUGAUACUCAAAAUGAAGUGAUGAACCGAGCUGCAUGCUUUAGGUCAAACAAGAAGAAAGAACCCAUUGAUAUAUCUUUAGUUAAAGACUUGAAGGAAAUGAUAGAUUAUUGCAAUCCACUUGCUAAGUCUUUUAGAAAGGUAAGAGAUGCUAUUCAAUCCUGUGAUACUCAUGCAUUGUCCUUAAGGUUAUAUCGAAAACGAUCAGCAGAUUCAAGAAUGCAUAAUAUACCUACAGUUGAUGAGGUGGCUGGUCUGAUAGUCGGUGACUUCGAUGAAUCAGAAAUUGGGAGAGAUGUUAUUGUCAAUGAUAGCAAGUAUGGCUUGACUAGAAUUCAUGAAACUCAUGUGUUAUUCUUGCCUCUGCAAUACCCAUUGUUGUUUCCUUGGGGGGAAAAUGGUUGGGAACCAGAUAUUCCACAUAGAAAGACAACAGAAGUACCAAGUGAUGAGAAGGAAGACAGAGUUAAAAUUAGAGAAUUCAUGGCUUUUCGAAUUCAAGAAAGAAAUAACGAAUUUGGAAACAUUAUUUUUUCAAAGAGAUUGUUUCAGCAAUUCGUGGUAGAUUGUUACACUAUGAUUGAAGCCCAGCGGUUGUCAUUCAUAAGAGAAAACCAAGACAAAAUUCGUUGUGAUGUUCUGAGUGGUCUACAAGAAGCUGUCGAUAGAGGAGAUGUGGAUGCAUCAACGGUCGGAAAACGCAUUAUUUUGCCUGAUUCUUUUACUGGAGGUCCACGCUACAUGUUUAACAAUUGUCAAGAUGCAAUGGGAAUCUGCAAGAGAUUUGGUUAUCCUGAUUUGUUCAUAACUGUUACAUGUAAUGCAAAUUGGCCUGAAAUCCGUAAUUUCAUUGAUAGAAGAGGGCUUCAACCUUCCGACCGACCAGACAUUAUUUGUAGAGUAUUUAAAAUGAAACUGGAUCAAAUGAUGGCAGACUUCAAAAAAGAUCAAAUAUUUGGCAAGGUUAUAGCAGGUAUGUAUACUGUGGAGUUUCAAAAAAGAGGACUUCCACAUCUUCCUCACCCUAAAUUAUAUCCAAAACUCUAUGGUGUGGUAUCAUCGUUUAUGAUGCACGGCCCAUGUGGUGAAGCAAAUGUCAAUUCUCCUUGCAUGGUUUCUUACCGUUGCUCAAAGUUCUUUCCAAAAAAGUACAAGUCCACCACAACCAUUGAUGAUGAAGGUUACCCAUCUUACAGGAGACGUAAUACUGGAGUUGUUGUCAAGAAGACUGCAGCCAGCUUGGACAACGCCUAUGUUGUUCCUUACAAUCCUUUUCUCUUGAUGAGGUAUCAAGCUCAUAUUAAUGUUGAAUAUUGCAAUAAAUCUAAUGCCAUCAAGUACUUAUUCAAAUAUGUGAAUAAAGGUCCUGACCGUUCUAAUGUUGAGAUCUCCGAUGGCGACAAGUCAAAUCAGCCUGUUGAUGAAAUCAAACGAUUUUAUGACUGCCGAUAUUUAUCUCCGGCAGAGGCUGUAUGGAGGACAUUUGCAUUUGACAUUCAUCAACAUUUUCCAGCUGUUAUUAGAUUGACUAUUCACUUGGAAAAUCAACAAUUGGUCAGAUUUGAUGAUAAUAGUUCACUCCAUAAUGUUGUCCGUUACCGGGAAAUGGUUGACACAAUGUUUACUGCUUGGUUUAAAGCAAAUUUGGAGUAUGAAGAAGGUCGGGAUUUAACAUAUUCCCAAUUUCCUACAAAAUUUGUAUAUCUAUCUCAGGAACAUCGUUGGCAACCAAGGCAAAAAGGUUUUAGCAUUGGAAGAUUAACAUAUGUGCCUGUUGGAGCCGGUCAGUUAUACUACUUGAGGGUGUUGUUGACAAAACAAAAGGGAUGCACAAGUUUUGAAAGUAUUAGAACAGUUAAUGGCAAAGUAUUAAAUACAUUUCAAGAGGCAUGUAGUGAAUUAAGGCUUUUAAAAAAUGACCAAGAGUUCAAAGAUGCAAUUAAGGAAGCUUAUGAAACAGCGUCAGGUGGUCAGAUGAGGAGUUUGUUUGUUAGAUUACUGAACAUGAAUACAAUGACUAAUCCAUUUGAUGUUUGGUGUUGUACAUGGAAAAUGUUGUGUGAUGGUAUUCUGUACAAAAAAAGAAGGGAACUCAAUCUUCCAGAUUUACAAUUAUCUGAUGAUCAGUUGAAAAAUCUUUGUCUCAUUGAGAUUGGAAAACUGUUGAAUGAAAAUGGAAGAACAUUAGGUGAUUACCCGUCUAUGCCUGUCCCUAUAGUUGAAGAUGUCAAUACAUUUCAUAAUAAACUCAUAGCAGAUGAACUCAGCUAUGAUAGAGUUGAAUUAGCUGCUAUGCAUGCAACUUUGGUUAAAAAGUUAACUGAUGAGCAGCAUGGUGUCUAUCAAGAAAUAUUGACAUCGGUCUUAUCUGGACAUGGCCAAUUCUUCUUUUUGUAUGGUUACGGUGGUACAGGCAAGACUUUCUUGUGGAAAACACUUUCAGCCGCACUAAGAUCUGAAGGGAAGAUUGUAAUCAACGUUGCUUCAAGCGGAAUAGCUUCUUUAUUGCUUCCUAACGGGAAAACAGCUCACUCAACUUUUUGCAUCCCAUUGGAAAUAAAUGAGAAAUCUACUUGCAAUAUUAAACAACAUUGUCACAGAGCAGAACUCUUAAGAGCAGCAAGUCUAUUCAUUUGGGAUGAAGCUCCGAUGAUGAAUAGAUACUGCUUUGAAGCAUUUGAUCGUACAAUGAAGGAUCUGAUGGGUAAGGUUGACAAAAAUUUGCGACGUAAACCAUUUGGUGGAAAGGUUGUUGUCUUAGGUGGAGACUUUAGACAAAUACUACCUGUAAUAAGGAAAGGAUCAAGAAGUGAAGUUGUUCGGGCAACAAUUAGCUCAUCAAAAUUAUGGAAGCAUUGCAAAGUUUUGAAACUGACCAAAAACAUGAGGUUGAAAGGUGAUUUUACUGACAAUUCAGAAAGUGACCUCAAAGAAUUUGCUGAAUGGAUUUUGAAAAUUGGAGAUGGCCUAUUGAAUGGGGAUGAAAAUGGAGAGGCUGAAAUUCAAGUUCCAGAAGAAUUGUGUGUUGUUCAAGCUGACAAACCUUUGAUGGAUUUAGUUGAUUUUGUUUACCCAAAUAUUGUUAACGAUAUUGGGAAAAAUAAUUUCUUUAAAGAUGAGGCAAUUCUUGCUCCAACAUUGGAGAUCGUUAAAGAGGUCAAUGAUUUUGUGCUAUCUAUGAUUCCAGGUGAAUCGCAAGAUUAUUUAAGUUGUGAUCAACCAUGUAAAUCUGAUGAGGAUCAGGAGGUUCAGGGUGACUGGUUUACGUCUGAAUUUUUAAAUGAUAUCCAAUGUUCUGGGAUACCUCAUCAUCAGUUAACAUUAAAAGUGGGUGUCCCUGUCAUGCUGCUGCGCAAUAUUGAUCAAGCUAAGGGACUUUGUAAUGGUACAAGAUUACAGGUCAAGGAAUUGGGAAAAAACAUUAUAACAGCCGUUGUUAUCAAUGAAAAAAUGGACGGCGAAGUUGUCUAUAUUCCAAGGAUGGACCUAAUUCCUUCGGAUUCUGGGCUUCCUUUCAAAUUUUGUCGCCGUCAAUUUCCCAUAUCCUUGUGUUUUGCAAUGACCAUCAACAAAAGCCAAGGACAAUCUCUUUCGAAGGUUGCGGUUUAUUUACCUAGACCGGUUUUUACACACGGUCAAUUGUACGUAGCAGUUUCAAGAGUGACAACAAAGAAAGGCCUAAAGUUUCUUAUAUUAGAUGAGGAUGGUGAGACUUGCACGACAACCAACAAUGUCGUAUUUCCAGAAAUUUUACAUCAUUUGAAGCCGCCAACCAAAACCAUCAGAUUACAAGCCUUUGCUUCUACUCUUACAAAGAUGAAUGUGAUUCAUGGAGAAAAUGUUGAACCACCAAGAUUUUGGGAGAUGGUUACCACUGCUAACCAUGUUCAGGGCAGAGCAGUUUUGCAUUUCCCCCGAACAAUCGUGUCUAACUAUUUGCUACCUCAGCAACGACAGAUUCUUCUGAUUUUGGAUAACUCAAACAUUUAUGUGAAUUGCAUGAUUAAUACAUCACCAAGAAAUAUGAAUGAGAAGUAUAUAACUCAAGGGUGGAUUGCAUUUGUCAAACAAGCUAAUAUCAACAUUGGUUCCAGGCUUAGGAUUACUCUUUUAGAUCCACCAGAAAUUUUGAAGGUUCGAAUAAUCGACCAACAUGAGUAACUCUAUUUAUCAUUUGUUCAGUUUAGCUUAUGUUUUAAGAACAAUGUGAUGUUUUAUUAUGGUUUGAACCAUGUGUUGUUUUAUUAUAUUUUGAUUAGUAUGAGUUUCAAGUUACUUUAAAAAUCAUGUGUUGUAUUAUUGAUUAACCU